AUGAAAGUUUUUGCAUCUCUCAUUGCUGCCAGCGCUGCUCAAGAUUUGUUGACAAGUCUCGACAAAGCAAACAGGUACGUUCGACGACUUGAGGAUUGGCGAGAAGAGUGGAUUGGCACCGAGGGCAAGUUGGGCACGUACGGAAAACUUGAAAAAGUCACGAGAAGAAUCGAAAAUACAGGAGACGCUUUUAGAAAAAAUGUUCUUCUUUGCAAUCCUGAACUGGCUUCUACUGAAGUUGGUGAAGAAUCCUUCAUCGUUCGAAAUUCCUGCAGUGGCGAGAACUGCUCCCUCAUUAACAGCUACAAAAACAUCCAGAAGAUGGAACAACUGAUCGACGAAUCAAUCCAAUGUGAUGGCGAUAUCGGACGAAGUCUUGAUAUUCGACGUGAGGGAUUGAGACGGCGAAUCACCAAGCUCCGCCGAAUUGUCGUCAAUAGUGUUUGCAAGCUCAUCCACGAGGAAGAUGACAAUACUUGCGAUGCUCUCCCUACCGAUGUUUUUGAAAAAUACGACGCUGUGCUUCAGAUCAUGGCACAACAAAGCACCUCAUCAGCUUGA
Oikopleura dioica is the source of this 561-nucleotide messenger RNA. The record is from the annotation of a GenBank genome assembly. Lineage: Eukaryota; Metazoa; Chordata; Appendicularia; Copelata; Oikopleuridae.